Lactuca saligna is the source of this 456-nucleotide messenger RNA. The record is from the annotation of a GenBank genome assembly. NCBI's taxonomy places the organism in Eukaryota, Viridiplantae, Streptophyta, Magnoliopsida, Asterales, Asteraceae.
AUGGCUAUUGCAAAUACUGUUGUUGAUCACUUCAACACAAUUGAAGAUGAAGUUUUUGUGCAUAAUAUGAAUGAUUCCAUUCUAGCACAUACUUUGACAAAUUCUUUUUCCAUUAUAAUGAAGUGGUUAUCAAUCCCUGGUUCUAUGGCCAUAUAUAACAAGACAAUGAAGAUUGUAACAUUUAAGAUGGAAUUGAAAGGCGAUAAAAGAUUGAAUAAGAAGCAGUUUGCCCAAAUUCUUCAAUUAUCUUCAGAAGGAUCAUUUGAAGUUCCUAUGAAUGAUCAAGUACUUCAAGUGUUUAAUUGGAGUCAUGUUUUUAAAACCAAACUUGCUCCUAUUCCAGAUUUGAAUCUUCGAUUACCUACCAAUGCUCCACGCCUGUCUACAUACGUGUCACAAAGGGGAGAUGAGGGGGUGGUUCAUCGAAAGAUAGUGGAGAAGAUAAAGGAAAAGUAG